UCCCGGAAGUGCCCUCUAGGCCGGGCGGUGAAAGUGGCCGUCAGUACCUCCCGGAGCCAGGUCCGGGGAGGUGGUCCCUGAACAAUUCCCCUACGUUUCUUUUCGAUAUUCCCUGAGUCUUCCACACCCGCGUAGUGAGGAGACGCCUCCACCAUCAUGGGAGGUGGAGACCUGAAUUUGAAGAAGAGCUGGCACCCGCAGACCCUCCGCAAUGUUGAAAAAGUGUGGAAGGCUGAACAGAAGCAUGAAGCAGAGCGGAAGAAGAUUGAGGAGCUACAGCGGGAAUUGCGAGAGGAGAGGGCCCGGGAAGAGAUGCAGCGCUAUGCCGAGGAUGUCGGGGCUGUGAAGAAAAAAGAAGAAAAGUUGGACUGGAUGUACCAGGGUCCUGGUGGGAUGGUGAAUCGGGAUGAGUACCUGCUGGGGCGCCCGAUUGACAAAUACGUUUUUGAGAAGAUGGAGGAGAAGGAGGGGGGCUGUUCUUCCGAGACAGGACUCCUCCCGGGCUCUAUCUUUGCUCCAUCUGGUGCCAAUUCCCUGCUCGACAUGGCCAGCAAGAUCCGGGAAGACCCACUCUUCAUCAUCAGGAAGAAAGAAGAGGAGAAAAAAAGAGAGGUAUUGAACAAUCCUGUGAAAAUGAAGAAAAUCAAAGAAUUGUUGCAAAUGAGUCUGGAAAAAAAGGAGAAGAAGAAAAAGAAGGAGAAGAAAAAGAAGCACAAGAAACACAAGCACAGAAGUUCGAGUAGCGAUCGCUCCAGCGUGGACAAUGAGCCCAGCCGGGGGAGGUCUCAAAAGAAGAUGACAAAUUCCUUUCCUGUUUUGUCCAAAGUCCCUGGAUAUGGCUUACAGGUCAGGGACUCUGACCGUAACCAGGGACAGCAGGGUCCUCUGAUGGCUGGGCAGAAGGGAGUAUAUGGAAUGAAGAACCGUUCCAGGUCUAGAAGCUCCUCUCAUUCACCCCUCAGAUACACCAGCAAGAAGAGCAAUAGGGAAGCAGGGUCCCGGGACAGAAGGUCUCGAUCCCCAGACAGAAGGUCACGGUCCCCAAGGCCUAGCAAACUGCACAACUCUAAGGUAAACAGGAGAGAGAGGGACCAGACUAAGAGCCCAUCACCUAAAAAGGGGGUCUAUCAGAGGCGGCAUGCUCCUGGAUAUACCAGAAAACUCUCAGCGGAGGAACUGGAACGAAAACGACAGGAGAUGAUGGAAAAUGCCAAGUGGAGGGAGGAGGAGAGACUGAACAUCCUCAAGAGGCAUGCUAGGGAGGACGAACGGGAGCAGAGGCUGGAGAAGCUAGACUCUGGGGAUGGGAAGUUCAUCCACCGCAUGAAGCUAGAGAGUGCAUCUACUUCCUCCCUGGAGGAUCGGGUGAAACGGAAUAUCCACUCUCUGCAGAGAACCUCAGUGGCUCUGGAGAAGAACUUUAUGAAAAGAUGAAAACCAUUCUUUUUCUUACUGGUUUUCCUGAAUUUUCCAGGGAGGCUGCCUUAACCCCUUAAAAAUUCUCUUUAUAAGAGUUCAGUGACUUCUUCCGCAGAUGUCAAACCACCACUGUUCAAAGUGAUCCUCGUCCAUCAAUUUCUGAAAUACCUUACUUCCUUUGCGAAUCAGUGUGACCUGAUUGUGGGAUCCUAAGUAGCUCUUGCAGAGUGCUACUUAGUACUUUUGCACACUUAUCCAGAGUGGGUUUUGACUCUGUGUGUUAAUGGGUGGGCACUGAGCCAUGCCAUUGGAGUACUCAUCUUGCUUUGGA
Sciurus carolinensis (gray squirrel) is the source of this 1750-nucleotide messenger RNA. RefSeq names its product CWC25 spliceosome associated protein homolog (gene Cwc25). Gene Ontology annotation, cellular component: U2-type spliceosomal complex. NCBI's taxonomy places the organism in Eukaryota, Metazoa, Chordata, Mammalia, Rodentia, Sciuridae. Gene Ontology annotation, biological process: mRNA splicing, via spliceosome. Bases 157 to 1434 code for a protein of 425 amino acids. The record is from RefSeq and is a predicted model, not a curated record. The transcript is spliced from 10 exons.